AAUCAUUUUGGUCACAUCCCGUGACACUUCCCCUUUUUGUUUAGUGAUGCCAAAAGCACCCUGCUGCAGCACCAAAGCUUGAAUUCCACUUGGGAAAGAGGUGGGAUCAGAAACCUUCAGAGCUGCAUAACCACUGGUGUCCCCGUUUCAAACCUAUGGCAUUUUAGGGCCAAAGUGCAUGUCAGUAAAUCUAUCCCCAGGAGCCCCAAUGAAAAAGUAGGUUAAGCUGCUGUGAGUGGGCGAAAGGCUUUAUUGCCUCUCAAAAGGCAGAGACCACAUUCAAGAAUCAUCAAGAAGCUGGCUGGCAACAGACAACUGAGAGGAGACUUAGUUACUCAUUCUGCAUAGACAGAGGAGUUGUGUUCAAGAUGUUUAAGAUACGCAGAGCUAAGGAGGAGGAGCCUACAGCUCCAGGGCAGGUGAGAAUAAAAAGGAGGUCACGUGUGCCCGGAGUCAUGAUCACCCAGUAUGUGGAGGAGAUCCCUCAAGGCUCCAGCACUCCAGACUUCACCCGCAAACCCAUCGCUCUGACAAUCCAGGAAGGUAAACUGGCAAUUUUCAGAGCCGUCCUUGUUGGCAGACCAGAGCCAAAAGUCACCUGGCUGAGAAAUGCUGGAGAAAUUGACGAAAAGUUCAAAGUUCUCUAUGACAAAAGUUCCGGUGAACACCAGCUGCAGAUUCCAGAUGUAUCUGUGGAUCAGGCCGACACAUACAAGUGCUAUGCGGAGAAUGAAUACGGGAAAGCCACAGUAACUGCUGUCCUUAAUGUAAUUGAAGUCGGCUUUAAGAAGAACCAAGCUCUGCAGCAGUCAAGAACAGCGAUCAGAGAGAUUCCAGAAGAUUUCAAAAAAGCAUUAAAAAAUAUUGCGGACACCGAGUCAAAAGAGACAAAAUUGGAAAUUGACGACAAGUUUUGGGAUUUGCUGAUGAGUGCAGACAAAAAAGACUAUGAGAGCAUAUGUACACUUUAUGGAGUCACAGACUUCCGCUGGAUGUUGAAGAAAUUGAAAGAAAAGAAGAUUGAGAGGGAACAGGAGCAGGAAAAGGUGGUGGAAAAACUGUCCAACUUGAAGCCCAUUGAGCUGAAUGCUUCAGGUGGAGCAGAGUUUGAACUUGAAAUGUCUCUCAAAGAUCCUACCAGUAAAAUAUUUUUAUAUAAGGACGGAGUGAUGAUUCCUUUUGAUGCCGAUGCCGAGGUAAAACAUGGCCUUAAGCAAGUCGGGAAAAAGUUUGUGUUUAGCAUCAAUGGUAUCGACCCGGGGGAUGCUGGAUUAUACCAAGUGAUGGUUGAUGGAGUGAACAUCUUCUCCACUGACUUGAAACUUCCUCCUGUGGAAUUCUUGGUAAAGCUACAAGACGUCAAGGCAGAAGAACGAGAGGAUGCCGUGUUUGAGUGCGUCGUCUCACAGCCUAUAAAAAAGAUCACUUGGAAGGGGAAAAAUGUCUCACUAGAGCAGGGAGAAAAAUACGACAUCCUUGUGUCAGAUGACAUGUUGGUUCAUACCCUGGUGGUAAAGGACUGUCUGCCAUUGGACAAAGGAAUCUAUGCAGCCAUAGCUGGAAUGGCAUCCAGCAGUGCCUGGCUUAUAGUAGAAGCUGACAAUGACCCCAGCAUGCAAGGAAAGAAGAAACCUCGGAAAACCACUCGUGCCGGAGGUGGUAAUCCUGAUUUGCUGAAGAUCGCUCAGGAACAAAAUGAAAAGAUAAAGAAAGAGAGGAAUGAGUUGGCUGCAAAACUUGCAGCAGAAGCUGCUGCAGCAGCAAAGGAGGAGGCUGAGGCCAAAGUUAAACCAGAGGGUGAAGCUAAAGCGAAACCAAAAGCCAAGACAAAAGCCAAGGCUAAAGGCAAGGCAAAGACUAAGGAGAAAGAUGGUGAAAAGGUCAAAGAAAAGGCAAAGGCCAAGGCCAAGGCAGAAGGUGGAGAAGGUGCAGAGGCGGUCGCUGCAGAGGGUGAAGAAAAGGAGGUGGAAGAAGAAGAGGUAGAAGACGAAGAUGUUGAAGAAGAGGAAGAAGAAGAAGAAGAAGAAGAAGAAAAUGGUGUAGUUGUAGACAAUCUCAAAGACGGAGAAGGUUCAAUGGAGAAAGAAGAAGUUAAAGGACAAGACCCAAAACAAGACAAUGAGGUGGAGGCUGCAGCUAAAGUUGCUGAUACUGAAGAAGAGGCACCUGUUGAAGAUAAAAAAAAGAGAGUGAGGGCGGGGCCUCUUGUCCCUGAAACAGUUAUUGACCCUGGAGUAUUCUUCACCAGUGGACUUUCAGAUGUGUCAGCCAUCAUUGGCACAGAUGCAGAGUUGGUCUGCAGACUGAGCAGUGAGGAGUGUGACGGCGUCUGGUACAAGGAUGGAAAAGAGAUAGCGGCUGCAGAGAACAUCUGUAUUGUCAAAGACGGAACUUAUCGCAAACUUAUCAUCAAAAACUGCACAGAAGACGACGCGGGAAAGUACAAAUGUGAAGCUGACGGUCGCAAAACAGAGGCCGUGCUGAAUGUAGAAGAUCCUCCAAGAAUAGAUGCCGAUGACUUAGCCGCGUUUGUUAAACCUGUGGUUAUCAAAACUGGGAAAGAGGCUGCCUUUAAGGUGUCAUUUGUUGGCCGGGAACCAAUGAAGAUCCAGUGGUACAACGAUGGAGAAGAGCUGCUGGAGGACACACACAUCAAGAUUGAAAGAUCCUCCACACACAGUCGCCUGCUGCUUACCAAGUGCCAACGCAGAAUUUCGGGGGAGAUCAAGGUUAAAGUGAAAAAUGAAUGCGGAACAGCAGAGGCCAUCACUCAAAUGGUUGUUCUAGAUAAACCAACAGCACCCCUGGGCCCUGUGGACAUCAUUGAAAGUUCAUCAACCUGCAUUGAGUUCAAAUGGAGGCUCCCCAAAGACAAUGGAGGUUCUCCGAUCACGGACUUCAUCCUGGAACGUCAGCAGAUUGGCAGAAACAGCUGGAAGAAGCUGGGCAAGAUCGGCCCAGAGCCUAAAUACAGGGACACAGAUGUGGACCAUGGUAGAAAAUACUGCUACCACAUCUGGGCUGAAACCGAACAAGGAACCAGUGGAAUGAUGGAGACAGAUGACAUCCAGGCAGGGACAAAGGCUUACCCUGGACCUCCAUCAACACCUAAAAUCGUCAGCGCUUUCAAAGAUUGCAUCAACCUGGCCUGGACUGCACCCACUAACACCGGAGGAACCAACCUUCUAGGAUAUAAUGUGGAGAAACGUAAAAAUGGCAGUAAUUUGUGGAGCCUCAUCAACCCGCCUGAGGAGCCCGUCAAAGAUAAAAAGUAUGCAGUCAAAGAUGUGGUUGAAGGCAUUGAGUAUGAGUUUCGAGUAUCAGCCAUCAACAUCUCUGGUGUUGGAGAACCCAGUCCACCCUCUGAGUUUGUAUUCGCCAGAGACCCAAAGAAGCCUCCCGGUAAAGUCAUUGAUCUGAGGGUAACAGACUCCACCUACACCACCUUAUCACUUGGCUGGACCAAACCCACCGAAGAAGAAGGAGUCCAAGAUGAGGCAAAAGGAUACUUCAUUGAACUCAGACCUGCAGAAAACCCUGAAUGGGGGCGCUGUAACUCCAACCCAAUCAUCAUGUGCUCUUAUACUAUCAUGGGUCUGAAGUCUAUGGCUAUGUACUGGGUAAGAGUUGUAGCCACCAAUGAGGGCGGAGACAGUGAGCCUCAAGAGUUGGACAACUAUAUAAUUGCAAUGCCUCCUCCAGUGAGACCAGAAUUCACCGACAAAAACAUCAACAACUUUAUGGUGAUGAAAGCUGGAAGUGCUGCUCGACUCACCUUUAACUUCAAGGCCUCUCCUGUACCAACAAUCACAUGGAUGAAGGAUAGCAUGCCUUUACCUAAGUAUGUGACAGUCAGCAACACAGACACGUCCUCACAAUUAAUGAUCCCUUCAUCAGAACGUCACGACACAGGGAUCUACACCAUCAUUGUGAAAAACCUAGUGGGCCAGGAAACCUCCAGUGUGGAGAUGAGAUUCACAGAUGACCCCAAGCCUCCAGGCCCCAUGGAGCUGGACGAAAUCGUGUCAGGAACAGUGACCGUCUCCUGGGUUCCUUCUCCCGAUGAGAAAAAAGACGACAGACUCCACUACAUGAUCACAAAGCGAGACUCCGUAAAGCGCACGUGGCAAGUCGUGGCUGACCAUCUCUUCAACAACAAAUUUACUGCCAUCAACAUCAUGGCUGGAAGGCAGUACAAGUUCCGAGUCUAUGCCAAGAAUGACAUGGGCGUUUCCAAACCCUCAGAAUCACCGGUCUGGGAAAUUAAGAGAGAGAAAGAACAGUUUUGCCUGGAUAUGCCCCCCUCCAAAGGCUGUAACUUUGAGAUGGCUCCUUCAUUUUUGGUUCCUCUCAAGACACGCACCAGUCCAGAGAGCUACGAGUGCUACAUGAGUUGUGCAGUGACGGGGAACCCCAAACCCUAUGUGACCUGGUACAAAAACAGCAUUAGCCUGAACACCAACACCAACUACUACAUCACUAACACAUGUGGGGUCUGCUCCAUGGUCAUACUCAAAGUGGGGCCAAAGGACAGUGGAGACUAUACAGUCAUAGCAGAAAACCUUCACGGCCGAGUGGAGUGUUCGACUAAACUUGUGGUUAAAGAGUAAGAGGCAGAAAAACUGAAGAAAAACAGAUGGAACAGAAAAUAUCACCUAACUGAACCCUUUUGUCAACUGCUUGUUUUUUGUGUUUUUCUACAAAAUGUGUUAAAACACAAACUGCGACAAAGAGAGAAAGUUACAGAAGAAAAACAAUUAACAACGUGUCAAUGUUUGAAGAAAUUUUGACUGUUUCAGGAUGUUUUAGCUGUUGUACCGUUAAUCUCACACCGUGAUAAUGAAUCUUGCACAAAAAUACACCUACAGUAUUUAUUAACUUUUGUAAUGUAGCGUUAGGGUUUUGUUUGUGUUUUUCUAAAAAACAAAACAAAAAAAAUUGCAUUUAUGUGUCCUCAGGUUUGACAAUGCAGAGAUUUACCAUACAGUACAUGCAACCCCCCUCCUUUACUCCCAGGGUUGCUAUAAACACAUCUCUAAUUAAUAUGUAAUUCUUUGGUUUUUAUACAGCAGCUCUGCAGUCUUCCAGUUGUAUUGCUGCCACCUACUGGAUUUAUUUCCUCUUAGUAAACAUUUCCAACCAGAAAAGUCCUCAUUACCAGUAAAAGAGAGCAUCAGACAAAGCAUGCACCUCUAGUGGCCAAUAAAAAUCGAAUAUUGUUUCUUUACAUUUUUAGUUGUUAGGGGUUUGAAAAUAUUUAUUAAGUAUACAUUAAAAACUAGUGAACUGUUUUGAAAACACACUUUAGACCAAGUUUAUGGUUUCACAUUUUAUUGUUUGAAUAUUUUGUUAUUAAUAAACAUUUCAAUAAAAACACUUGAUUAAAAGUAGACAAAAUGUUCAAUUUGGCGGAAUCUCUCUCUUGUGUCAGAUUGUUCACAAUAGUCGAGUUUGAGUUAAACUGAGCAAAUUUUGUUCAUCUUUAUUGAAUAAAUGAGAUGGCCUUAAGUCAGACUAUGGCAGUUUAAUAAACAUUUCCAUAGAAAUAAGUAAGAGUCAAACAGAUGAUCAUGCAGGGGAUUGUCCAGUAGAUGAAUGGUUCCAGGACUCCAUGGUGCUAACCAGACGAUAAUCAAGAACACAUUUGUUCAUUUUAAUGCCUCAUCUCUUGUCUUACUUGAUCACUUAAUGGGAUUUUAACAAACCAUUGAUGAAUGAAGAUGAAUUUAGAGAUGUAUACAUAUGUGUUGAGUUUUGAGUUUUUAUCCAAAUGCAGCAGCACUAACACAAGUGUAAGGCCGUUAUUGUAACUUCUAUAUUAUUACUCCACAUGGACAUGUCAUGCUUCGCAGUUUGUCACAUGGGUUCAAAUUUGUCUUUUACUGCAAACAUGUGUUUGCACCUCUUGAGAGAAUUUGCAAGACUAAUAUUGGAAGUCCUAACUGAUGCAAUUCCAUGUGCAUGACUCAAGACAACCUCACAACUUCACCUCUCAGGGUGUAAAGACCGGAGACACAAAUAUUACCCAUUGUACAGGGGGCCUCACUGGGAAGUUGACGUGCUAGGCUUUGACAUUUAAAACCCACCAACAACAUUCUGAUAGCAUUACGAUAACUUGUAGUCAUGUGUUACGUGGUUAUUGUUAGAGGCUUACGGGGAACGUUUUCUUUAUUUGAAAAAAAAAAAUCUUUAAUUGCAAUGAUAUAUACAUACAUACUGUAUAUACACAGUAAUAUAUACAUGUUUAUAAGUCAGCUUUUGUAUUAUCAAAUAUAUUUCACUGAAAUGUGAGAGCCCAGCGUCUUUUGUGAUAGUCUCACAUUAGUAGAAUUCAAAACCUCCUGACUUCAGUGACCCCUCUCAGUAAAAGCCAUCCAGAACAUCAAGCCUCUCAUAUUUACUUGUCAUGCCUGAGAACAGUCAUAUUCCCUGCGCUCAAAUCCACUUUUAUUGCACUGCUUUAAAAUAUUCACACGGACACAAACACACAAUCACAGCUUGGUUAUUACCAAAACCAAUCACUGAGCUGUGGUAAGACAUUGGACCAAAUGAGGUUUUAAAUAAUAUCCAAAAAAAAACCCACUGUAAAUAAAACUCACUACGUUGUGGGCAAAUGUUUUUAAAGUGCUAAUUCUCUGCUACCAAACCUGCAGCACUUCUGUCAUAUGCAUCAUUUCAUGAAAUAAUAAUUAUCUAUAUUCUGAGAUAAUUACUAACUUGGUCAGAGGGCUGCCAAUGUGCUUUUAUUGUGUUUCUUUCCACACAGUUUAAAUGCCAACAAGGAUGGUAUUCUCAUGUAAAACACCUUGUGUCAUCAUAAUUGCACCGUUGAGGCAAAUUUACAUUUAAAUUAGUUUGGGAUGAGCCAUGGUGUUUAUGUUUAAUAAUAGGGUUGAACCUUCCACAAACACCCAAGGUGUUAAGCUUUGAAUCUGCAUUGGACUUUCCAAUAGAAUGCAGCAGAAAAUGUUUGAUGGCCAGCAAAGUGAGAUAAG
Molecule: messenger RNA, 6995 nt
Organism: Cynoglossus semilaevis (tongue sole)
Lineage: Eukaryota; Metazoa; Chordata; Actinopteri; Pleuronectiformes; Cynoglossidae
Gene: igfn1.3
Product: immunoglobulin like and fibronectin type III domain containing 1, tandem duplicate 3
Exons: 24
Coding region: 369-4610 (1413 amino acids)
Biological process (GO): sarcomere organization
Cellular component (GO): M band
Molecular function (GO): protein binding
Source: RefSeq, a predicted model, not a curated record